Hibiscus syriacus is the source of this 1045-nucleotide messenger RNA. Its product is annotated as nodulin-26-like. Gene Ontology annotation, cellular component: membrane. Gene Ontology annotation, molecular function: channel activity. Gene Ontology annotation, biological process: transmembrane transport. Bases 37 to 927 code for a protein of 296 amino acids. The transcript is spliced from 5 exons. Lineage: Eukaryota; Viridiplantae; Streptophyta; Magnoliopsida; Malvales; Malvaceae. The record is from RefSeq and is a predicted model, not a curated record.
UAACUGCAGUUUGCUCUAUAGUUUCUCAGAGCUACAAUGGCGAACAUGUCUUCUAUUUCCGAAGAUUUCUCCUCUAAACUUUCGCCUGUGAAACACUCCAUAGAAGAGGCGUCCCCUAAGCCUCCACUGCCAACAAAACACUCUUCAAUGGAAGUAGCAAAAGGUAUACAUCCACGAGAACUUUGCAUGAACAAGGACAUUCUUCCAUCAACCAUGCAGAAGGCUGUUGCGGAGAUUGUUGGCACAUACUUUCUUAUCUUUAUAGGCUGUGCGUCGGCUCUCGUAAACAAAAUCCAACCACUGACUAUAGUGGGCAUAGCAUUAGUAUGGGGCAUGGUUCUGAUGGCAGCGAUAUAUGCUGUCGGCCAUAUCUCCGGUGCCCAUUUCAACCCGGCUGUCACUCUAGCCUUGGCUGCCGGUCGCAAAUUUGCAUGGCAACUUGUACCUAUAUAUGUGGUGUCUCAAUUGCUAGGAGCAACUCUUGCUAGCUUGACCCUCAGGGCAUUGUUUCAUGCCCAACAUAAUAUUGACGUAACAGUUACCCAAUACAAAGAUUCAACUAGUGAUCUUGAAGCCAUUGCAUGGGAAUUCAUCGUCACUUUCAUAUUGAUGUUCAACGUUUGCGCGAUAGCUACCGAUGACAGAGCAAGCAAAGGAGUAGCUGGAGCUGCAAUAGGUGCUACAGUUCUGUUUAAUGUCAUUAUAGCUGGGCCUAUUACCGGAGCUUCAAUGAACCCUGCAAGAAGUGUAGGCCCUGCUGUUGUCGCCGGUGUUUACAAAAACCUUUGGGUGUAUAUUGUAGCUCCUAUUCUGGGAGCAAUGGCUGCAACUUUGGUGUACAGUAUUCUUCGAGUACCUAAACCAGAAAAGCCUGAAGAGAGCGCCAAAAGCACGUACAAUGAUCUUUAUGUAAACUCUGAAGUCUGAUCCAUAGGCAUCCAACUCUCGUGGUCAUGGAUGGAGAGUUUAUCACAUGGGUUGUUUCCAUCGACACCCCAUACCAGCUUUAAGAUACUUUCCCCUAAGAAGCUUUACUUGAUUGAUG